Talpa occidentalis (Iberian mole) is the source of this 806-nucleotide messenger RNA. RefSeq names its product membrane spanning 4-domains A5 (gene MS4A5). The transcript has 5 exons. Gene Ontology annotation, cellular component: plasma membrane. The record is from RefSeq and is a predicted model, not a curated record. The coding region runs from base 149 to 751 and encodes 200 amino acids. Lineage: Eukaryota; Metazoa; Chordata; Mammalia; Eulipotyphla; Talpidae. Gene Ontology annotation, biological process: cell surface receptor signaling pathway.
CUCUACGGUUCCAUAAUUCCAAGACAAACCACAGCAAUGCCACUGCUCCGCACGGCCUCAGUACCGGAGAAGAACAUGGUCUAGACCAACCAAAGUGCCAACUAAGACUUUUUUUUUCUUCUCAUUUCAAAAUAUCAACUACACCAUCAUGUAUUCAAGCGCUGCAGACACACCUGUGUUUCUGGUAUUUCCUCCAGAAGUCACCGUUCCAGAAUUUCAGUCAGUGGAUGUUACAGAAACAAGCUAUGGUUCUCACAUCCCUAAUCCAAAACUGAUUUCUGCAAAACUGAAAAUCCUCGGGAGUAUCCAGAUCCUGCUUGGACUAAUGAACUUUUCUUUUGGAGUUGUUUUGCUUUUCAUUCUUGAAAACCCACAGCCACGGUUCCCCUUUAUAUUUCUUUCUGGAUAUCCAUUCUGGAGCUCCAUUUUGUUCAUUAAUUCUGGAGCUUUCCUGGUUGCCCUGGAAAGAAAACCCACAGAAACUCUGAUGAAGAUGAGCCGGUUCAUGAAUUUGAUUAGUGCGAUAGCAGCCAUAGCGGGAGUGUUCCUCCUCACCUUCGCUUUCAUUCUAGAUCAAAACUACUUAUGCGGCUUUUCUAAAAACAAUCAAGAGUGCCAUUCUGUUACCACCUUAUUCAUUGGCAUUUUGAUUAUGUUGAUGGCAUUCACCGUUAUGGAAUUAUUCAUUUCUGCAACCAUUUCGAUUUUGAGUAGCCCCCUUGUCUGCUGUGAUUGUGAUGGAGGGCACUGAGCAGCGCUGUGAGAAUAAAGACUUGUUAUAAUCUCAGUGGGGGUGAACCAUGCUG